AUGGUCCUGCUAGAGUUGACAAUCAUCGGUGGGGCUGUCUACUACUACAAGACACAUCACAAAAUCAACAAAGCCAGAAAAGCGGCUUUCAUGGCUGGGAACCCAUAUGUUGAGAGAGAUGGCAGUGUCUCGUUACCACCUUCAUAUCCUGGUCUUCCUGCAUAUACAGAGGCUAUGCACGACAAAGUCCAGGCUCAAGAGGUUCGACGUGAAUAUUACGCUGAUUCUCCUACCUUUGCGAACCACCACUCGCUAGAUGAGAAGGCUGCUAUUAGACCGGCUGUCAGGCAGAUAGAAGUCACAGAUGGCAAAUUGUGA
This is a messenger RNA of Lithohypha guttulata, 318 nucleotides long. RefSeq lists its product as uncharacterized. Bases 1 to 318 code for a protein of 105 amino acids. The record is from RefSeq and is a predicted model, not a curated record. NCBI's taxonomy places the organism in Eukaryota, Fungi, Ascomycota, Eurotiomycetes, Chaetothyriales, Trichomeriaceae. The transcript has 3 exons.